AGAACCCUAAAAGAGACGCUUUGCGCGCCUUAAUACACUCACUGUCUUCUUCUCACUUUUGGAAAUUGGAAUCUACAUUGAAAUCGCAAAUUCUCCUAUAAAUCAUUCGUAAUUACAUCGCCGUGAGAGAGAAACCAAUCCCGUCGAAUUGGAUUAUCGUCUUCGGUGGAUGAAUCGUAAUGGCGAAAGCAGAUAACGACUUCUCAGCGGAGAUAGAGACCCAGCCGAUUAAUUCGAAUCCCUCUUCGCCUUCUGAUUCUGGGGAAGAUAAAGAUAGCUUGCUUGGGGAUUAUGAUGAAACACAACCUUUUGAGGAUGAUGCUUGGAUUAAUGAUCAGUAUAUGGACACUCAGGUCAUUGAUACUAAAUGUGACAAUGAAGAGUUUCUUCUCUGUGGUGAAACUCAAGCAGUUGAUUUGGUGUUUGAUAUCCAAGAACAAGAGACUUUUGUAGAAGGGACUCAGUUGCUCGAAGCUUUUGAUGGUUUGGCUACACAGGUUUUGGAUUGUUUUGAUGAUGAGGUUGUUGCGGAUAGUGAUGAUGAUGUUACUGCUGUCUUGGAAGAUGAUAAUGAGCUCUUUGACGGCAGUGGUGACUCUUGUAGUAAAGGUGAAACUGUUUUAUCUAGUGAAGAGAAUAGACAGGAUGCUAAUGAAAAGGUUGGAUCGACAUGCGCCCUUGAUGGUUGGUCAAAUGAACAUGGGAUUUCUGGCAAAAAGGUGGCAAGGUUCGCUUCAGUUCGUUCAGCAGCUUUUCGUGCUUCUGCUGUGGCAGCUCGUGUUGCAAACCAAAAGGUUCCCAACAGUGUUGGAGAAGUAGGGAAUCUGGAAUCUCUUACCAGUAUAUUUGCUGAAAAGAAAAAUGACUUACGCACAGGAAACAGAACAGCGAGGAAGCUUUUCAUGGAAGAUUUGCCUGAUGAAAAUUCCCAUUCUGUUGAUGACGAGGUCGAUCUGGGGAAUUUGAGUUAUAUUGACUCUCAAGAACCUGGUGAGGCAUCCCAGGCCAGUGCUCUUAACUUGGUUGAUAAGCUCAUUAGUGAGGCCCGUCUGGAGUUUGGUUUUGAAGUUGAAGCGGACUGUGGAAGGAGAACAGAAGAAAAGUCAAAAUGUGUUCCGGUUUUUAAAGGCCCACAAGAAUUAGCAAAGAAAUUAAGUUACAAAAGCGAAGCUGUUGAAAACUGUAUUUUCGACUGGGAUGAUAAUCGUGAGGAUGAAGGAGGAGGUGAUAUCUAUCGUAGAAGAAAAGAUGAAUUCUUUGGCGUUGCAAGUAAAGGACGGGAAUAUUCUACCUUGCCUAGAGAUCAGAAAAGUGAAAUGAUACAUGAAAGUCAUAGUGUGAAGACUCGUUCUGAUUCCAAACUGUUGCAGCAUAGAAUGACUAGGAGCCGAAAGAAUAUCCAGGCUGCUAAAAAGAAUCUUGGCAAAGAGGUAGAUGAAGUUCGUGAAGCGGUUGUUUUGGGCAAUGAUACACAAGUGGCUGAUCAAGCGAUGGAUGAUCAGUGCUUUGGAGACCGUAGCAAGUUUGUUUCUGAGGCGAGUUGUCUUACAGGAAAGAAACUGUCACCGGGAGAAGAAAGAGGAUAUUCGCCCGGUGGAGUCGUUACUAGACAAUCCAGGGGAGCUAAGAGGAUUCAGGCUAUGAGUAAAGAUGAAUUGUUGAAAAAAAGAAUGAAGAAGGCUAGUCAGAAUAUCGAAGGGUCUUCAAAGGGUGACCAGCUUGAUAAAGAAGGUCCAUCCUGCUGGAAAAGUAGGAAGGUCCAGACUGCUUCAGGAGAAACGAAAAAGAAUCUUGUUGUCAGUUUAGAUGAAGUUUCCAAGGAAAGUGAUACAAAAAUGUCUGAUAGGCAUGAAGGGGCAGAAGCAGGCCCUGAUACACAAAUGGCUGCUGAAGUGAUGAAUGCUCUGUACUCUGGGGACGGCAGGGGAACUGAUCCUGAGCUAAACAAUCUAAUAGGUAAGAAAUUGUCACUGGAAGGAGACAUUUCUACUUGUGGAGUCGUUACCAGAAAAUCCAAGAGGAUUAAGGGGAUUCAAGCUGUGGAUAGUAAUGUUGAAUCAUUGAAUAUAAAAACCAAGAAGGCUAGAUCAAUUCCUGCUAAGUCUUGUGAGAAGAAUAGGGAUACGUAUUCAAAAAGUGAAAAUACGCUUGAUGAAGCUGAGGUGUUGAAUCAUCCCAAGCGGAGAAGAUCAACUCGUAUUUUGCAAAAUCAGGUUGAUGAGGCAGGAAGGAGUUCAGAUGCCUCUUUUGAUACUCCAGUUAAGUUUAAGAUGCCUUCAGCUAAUGUAUCGCCUAUAUGCAUGGGUGACGAGUAUCAUAGACUUUCUUGUAAGGACUCAGUUACAUCACACACUACAAGGGAAUAUCGUAGCUUAACCUUACCAUUAUUGGAACCUAACUCCGAGACAAAGAGUACUAGAAAGAGAAGAGAUUUGGGCAGUGUAUGUGUCUUAUUCAGCCAGCAUCUUGAUGAAGAUGUAACCAAACAUCAGAAGAAGAUUUUGGCACGGUUCGAUAUUUCGGAAGCUUCCUCCAUGAAUGAGGCAACACACUUCAUUGCUGAUAACUUUACGCGUACAAGGAACAUGCUAGAGGCAAUCGUUUCAGGCAAGCCGGUGGUCACAACGCAAUGGCUUGAAAGCAUCAAUCAAGUAAACAUAUACGUUGACGAGGAUCCGUAUAUACUCAGAGAUAUAAAGAAGGAGAAGGAGUUCUCUUUCAACAUGGUAGUUUCUUUGGCUCGUGCACGCCAGCUUCCGCUACUAGAGGGGAGAAGAGUUUUUAUUACCCCAAAUACAAAGCCUGGUUUAAACACAAUCACGACUUUGGUUAAAGCAGUUAAUGGACUGCCUUUACAAAGACUCGGAAGAUCUACCCUGAGCAAAGAUAAAGUCCCAGAGAAUCUUUUGGUUUUAUCAUGUGAAGAGGAUCGCGCUAUCUGCAUACCGUUUCUAGAGAGAGGUACUGAGGUGUAUAGCUCGGAGUUAAUUUUAAAUGGAAUAGUUACUCAAAGACUUGAGUACGAGAGGUAUCGUCUCUUCACAGAGAAUGUGAGGAGAACGCGGUCAACAAUAUGGAUCAAAGACGUAAAAGGCAAGUUCCAACGUCGUAGCGGGUGAAAGAGUAAAUGCGAUCAAACUCUUAUAUGUUUUAGAUUAGAUUAGAAAGUUAACAUGUUGUUGUCUUUGGCUUCAAAGAGUGUAAAUUAUCUGCGUGAUACAUUUUACUCUUCUCUAAAGUCGUUUGAAAGUUGUAUCAUUUCCCUUUUAUUACGAGAGCUGGGUUUUGAGUCACAGUCAUUAUGAAUAAUAAGUUGGAUUCUCAAAGCUUUGCCUAUCUA
This is a messenger RNA of Camelina sativa (false flax), 3340 nucleotides long. RefSeq lists its product as uncharacterized. The record is from RefSeq and is a predicted model, not a curated record. NCBI's taxonomy places the organism in Eukaryota, Viridiplantae, Streptophyta, Magnoliopsida, Brassicales, Brassicaceae.